Molecule: messenger RNA, 2222 nt
Organism: Nasonia vitripennis (jewel wasp)
Lineage: Eukaryota; Metazoa; Arthropoda; Insecta; Hymenoptera; Pteromalidae
Product: UBX domain-containing protein 7
Exons: 8
Coding region: 135-1451 (438 amino acids)
Biological process (GO): proteasome-mediated ubiquitin-dependent protein catabolic process
Cellular component (GO): nucleus
Molecular function (GO): ubiquitin binding
Source: RefSeq, a predicted model, not a curated record
GGUUAGGUCAUGGCUGGAGAUUUUAAAUAUUUUGAAGUGGGGGCCGCGGGGAUGAACUUGUUAUUUUAUCAGCGUAAACGCCUUGCAAAGCAGCGACGAAGGGUAGGUAGCUCCAUCAGAAGGCCAGUGGGAUUAUGGACCGUGAGCUCGUGGAGAAGUUUAUUGAGGUGACCGGUGAAGGUGAGGCAACAGCUGCUCAGUAUUUGGCACUCGCAGAUGGUAAUUUAGAGUCAGCGAUCAGCUUGUUAUUCGAAGCUGGAGGUGCAGCACCAAGUUCAGAGUCAUCAGCAAGACCAGUAGUUGAAGAUGAGCCUGAAGUUCGGGCGCCUAUUCUCCCGACUCAGGAGGUUCUUGUACCUCCCGAAGUCUCGUGUUCUUUUCCUAGGGCUCCUAACAGCAUAUUUGACAGAUUCAGAGAUUUUGCAGUUGAAACACGAAGACAAGAAGAAGAAAUGACGCAGAGGGCAUCUGGAGCUAGAAAGUCAUCUUCGUGUAACAAAUCUAAGCGCUUGGAGGAUUUGUUCAGACCACCCUGUGAUAUAUUAUUUCUAGGGACAUUCAAUGAAGCCAGGGAACAUGCUCAAAGUAUUAAUCGUUGGCUACUUGUCAAUGUCCAAAAUCAACAAGAAUUUGCUUGCCAAAUACUCAAUCGAGAUGUCUGGACCAAUCCACAAAUACGGGACAUUAUAAAUGAUCAUUUUGUUUUGUGGCAGGUUUUAUCAAAUUCCGUCGAUGGGAAACGUUAUAUUGACUUUUACAAAGUUGACAGCUACCCUUACCUUGCAAUCAUUGACCCAAGAACUGGUGAAUGCAUGAGAUCAUACAAUCAUAUAACUGUAGACAGUUUGGUUUCUGGACUGAAUGAUAUGCUAAGUACUCAUGCUUCUCCAGAAAAUGUCGAUUCUACACCUAUAAAGAAAAAAUUCAUACCAACAGAAGCAACUUUUUCCGAACAUUUACAAAAUGACACUGUAACGAAUUCGAAUCUCCCUACAAAUUCAAAAAGAUCGCGAGCAUUUGACAAAAGCGCCGGAAGCAGUAGUUCAAAAUCAGAUUUCAGAGACAGCAAAUCUAGUAAAAGUUCCACUAGUACAAAAUGUACUAGCAAUUUCAUAAGCAAAAGAUCUAGAAUAGAUGAGAUGGGUUCCAAAGAAAAACAACAACAAGAAAUGGAGGCAAACAAUGAACUAGAGCCUCCAGAGGAUUCAAAUGCUCCACAGGUAAAAGUUUGCCUCAGAUUACCUAAUGGUAGCAAAGAAACGAUAUCGAUAGCGGCGACCAACACAGUUCAGGGUUUCAUCAAGAAAAUGGAAAAAAUGGGCUACCAGUCAUCUGACUAUACAUACCUUAUACCUUUUCCAAAAACGAACAUUGGCGAACUCUCGAUGAAUUUACGACUAUCAGAAACUAUUCUCUAUCCUUCCAAUACAGUAUUCAUAACAAAGAUCUAGUCGACGUCAACCGAGGAUCGACGCCAUGAAGCUCUGAAUAAAGACUUUUGAGAAGUACUGAAUUAUAGUGUGUGCUAAACUUGUGAUUGAUUCUCAUUUAUACAUACAUACUUAUAAAAUUCAUCAAAGUGUAAUAAUAUGGCAAGUACGAAAAAUAGCUAACGUAAAAAUCACUUGAAAAUUGAAGAUAAAAAUUUUAUAUCAAUUUUUGAGUGAUUUUUUCGCGUAUAUCUCAUAAAAGGGUAUACAGAUAGUCAUCGCGAUUGUACAUAAAAUGAACGAUCUUUGCAUUCAUAUACUUAACCUUUUCUGGAACACUGCCAAUUUAAAGACUUUUUAAUAUGAUAUUCUCUUACUAAACAUCACAUCUAUUCCAUAGCGGUAUAAUCCGUAGGUAAUUAAUUUUAUAUAAUUAUGUGGAUUAGAAGGAAGAAUUAUGUGAAUAAAUAACUGUUCAAUCAAUUAUUACAUGAACAAAAACAAACUUCUCGAAACUUUUUGGAUUGUUUCAAAUUUCGUGUUAUUUAAAUUAAUUCAAUUAAAAAGCAUUGCAAUACUUUUAUUUGUAAUCACUGCUAUUUUUAAACUUUUUUUACAAUAAAAGUAUUGCAUUGUUUUUUAGAUGUGCGUGAGGGAAUUAAACUAAUAUGAAUGAAUGUACAAUUAUUUGACGAUUUUUAAACUUGAAAUAGCUUUUGUAUAAGUUUUUAUAGCACUGCGUGACCUAAGUCCGCGUUUAAGUCUCGCCUAUCCGUGACCUAAACAGUCCUU